Molecule: messenger RNA, 2214 nt
Organism: Amoebophrya sp. A120
Lineage: Eukaryota; Dinophyceae; Syndiniales; Amoebophryaceae
Source: the annotation of a GenBank genome assembly
CGUUAGUUUUGCGGAGGACAAGAAAAGUUGAAGAAAGAGAUCACGAGUUGUAAGUGGAAGAUUGUCUUUCCUUGAUGGCGACGGUGAGGCCGACGCGUCGGCGUGUCUCAGUUAUAGUGUGAGCGGGACGAGUUGGGAGUGAUUACGAUUAGCUGAAGUUGCUGACGAGCUGGCGUCGAAAAACAAAAUCAAUACUACUAUGCUGCGGCACACAUUGUGCAAAGAAAGAUGACGAAGAGCUGCAGGACGGUCCUCCGAUUAUCCUUAUUCUUUGGCGUGCUCAUCACCUGCCGUUUCUUGUGUUUCUGGUUUGCCGCUUCCGGUCCGUGUGCGGUAUUCGAACGCCGUGCGGUAAAAGCACGAAGCGCAAGCACCAGGCAAGCCGAUAUUGUUGCUGGCGUGCGCGCUCCGGCUCCCGCUCCCGCUCGCCCUCCAGCAGUAGAACAAGUUGCAGAAGCUGACAGUUCUUCGUUCUACAUCAGUCUCGCCCCUGGCUUGAUUUUCACAGAGGUGGUAGAGGAUUUCGAGGAGGAUGCGAACCUAUUGGCCGCAGCGAGAAACGCGGCGAAGCCGACAAGCGACACGAAAAGCAUUGAUCUUUCGAACACGGAAAACUCGUCGGGACGACCUGCAAAUUCAGAAGAGGUCAUCGAGGAGCGCGUUCUCUUGAUCCAGUUUCUAAAUGCUGGGUUUCUUUCGAUGACGAAAAGUUGGAUCUGUAAUGUUGAAAGACUAGCCACCUCUUCUUCGGACUCUGCCAAUGUCCACAGACAUAAGAUUCUGGAUCGCACCCUAUUCGUUGCCACAGACGAAAAGGCAUUCGAGGGAUUGCACCAAUUCAAACCUGGCGGAAGCGGCGCUCUCAACGUUUUUCGUUCACAUACUGCAAGCGAAAUCUCCAAGGCUUCUCUCGAGUACGGAAAAUUUGGCUACUUUCGUCUUAUGGAAUGGCGCACGAAAACGCUACGCUCCCUGCUAACAAAGCUGAACGCGCCUGCACUUAUGAGCCCGAUAGGCAGUCGGCGCAAUAAGAGAAGGAUGCAGGAGCUGGGGGCAACUGCAACGGAAAGAAAACAGCAAAGCGGAGAGAAUCAACAUCAGGAUAGAGGGGAAAGAAAAAACAUUCGCCACAGUAUUUUUCUAAUUGAGUCCGAUGCGGUGUGGCUGCGCGACCCGCUUCCGUACAUCUUCCAGAAAACAGACAAGAAGAAGUCGGCAUUUCAGUUGAAUGGAAGCGACAUUAUUGCAAUAAACGACAGCGGUCCUGGGGAACGUCCCAUGGCAAACGGGGGAUUCCUCUUACUGCGGGGAACCGACAACACGAUCCGUCUGUGGGAAGCGCUCACUGCUCUACAAGAACGCAAACUUGACCGCGCCCGCUAUCAAGUGGAAAAGACGAGCGUCUUCGUCGCCCCUCGCGCUCGAACGCUCCAGCCAUUUUUAUUGGCGAAGCCGAAGUCAAUUUAUGUCAAGCUGCUAAGAAUCACAGCAAAACCAAUAAUCAAUGAAGUUUGUAGUUGGCUGAUCGUUGUAUCAGUCUGGUGAUUCUGUAUUGCAGCCGAAUGAAAAUAAACACUUCCUAUCCGUAUCCGCAAACACCUUGCAGAUAUAAAUAGCCUGGCUUUAUUGCGCAGCGCCCCGAGGUCUUCAAAUGCGUAGUGGUUCUUGUUCUGUUGUUAUGCUACAAGAACUCCAUCUGGUUUUAUCCUCGCCUUGAAUUGCAAUUCUUUCACUGGGUGCUUCAGGGAGUCGCGAAGGGGUACAUUUUCAUCUUGACACGGUCGUUCGAUCGCGCCGGCAGUCUAGCAAGGCUAUCGAGGAUGGUGGCAACGAACAAUUGAUGUUGAAGUCGCUUCUCGCAUCGCCGGCGUUUAGUACCAGCACCAAGCUUCGGCUGCUACCGGGGGAUCUGUUUCUCCCCGGAAAAAUGUGGUACGACAAUCCGGCCGUUCCAGACAAGAGCCUAACAGUGCCGCGAGUAAAAAUCACAUCGUCCUCCAAGGCAUUUACAAGCAGUACGGGUAAUAUUACAGGAGGAACAGGAACAAGAGGCGGGACAAAGCCUUAUGUCAUCUUGAACAACUGGAUUAGAGGGGUGAAGAAAAAGAUUGACCGUGCUCAGAAGCAUCAGCACUGGUUUUACGAUGAAGAGAACGAUCGCUGUCUUCACACAUAUCUUUGAACGUGCGGCGCGUUCUUGAGACUCGGUCUCAU